GUCUGUGUGUUCACUCUGCUGGGACUCAACCGGAGCAGUGCUAGAGGCUUCUAGCUCAGGAACAAAAACAUGCAGGCAGUUAUUACAAGAAAUGGAUGUGAAACUCCAGAGCCAGUGAAAGCUGAAGUGAAAGGAUCUGUCCCUUCCUGGCUGCAGGGCACCCUGCUGAGGAAUGGGCCUGGCCUGUUCUCCAUAGGGAACUCUGAGUACAACCACUGGUUUGACGGCUUGUCGCUCAUCCACAGCUUCACCUUCAGCAAUGGAGAGGUGACUUACAGAAGUAAGUUUCUGAAGAGCGAGACCUACAAGAGAAACGUCAAGGCCAACAAGAUUGUCGUCUCAGAGUUUGGAACUGUGAUCUACCCCGAUCCCUGCAAGAACAUCUUCUCCAGGACAUUCACGCACCUCCAGAACAUCAUCCCUGACUUCACCGACAACAACUUGAUCAACAUCAUUCGUUACGGUCAGGACUACUAUGCCUCCUCUGAGAUCAAUUACAUAAAUCAGAUCGACCCUGAUACUCUGGAAACUAUCGGCAGGAUAAACUACAGGAAUCACAUUGCCUUGAACUUAGCAACGGCUCAUCCACACUACGAUGAGGAGGGCAACACCUACAAUAUGGGCUCUGCUAUCAUAGGCUUUGGCCGGCCAAAAUACAUGAUCUUCAAAGUCCCGGCUGAUACCUCGGAUAAAAAUCCUAAAAAGCCGGCACUGAGGAAAGUACAGCAGAUCUGUUCGAUCCCUUUUCGCUCCUCUCUGUGCCCAAGCUACUUCCACAGCUUUGGCAUGACUGAGAACUACAUUGUGUUUGUGGAGCAGCCCUUCAAACUGGACAUCCUUAAACUUGCCACUGCCUACUUCAGAGGGAUCAACUGGGGAAGCUGCCUCAAAUUUGAUGAGGAUGAUAUCACAUUGUUUCAUAUCAUCAAUAUAAAGACAGGAAAGGCAAUCUCUACCCGUUUUUAUACUGAUGCCCUGGUGGUUUUCCACCACAUCAAUGCCUAUGAGGAUGAUGGCCAUGUGGUGUUUGACCUGAUCAGCUACAAGGACAGCAACCUGUACAACAUGUUCUACCUCGAGAACUUGAAAAAGGACACCAGCCACUUCAUCCAGACCCAUAAGAGUUUCUCCCCACCAUCCUGCCAGAGAUUUGUUAUUCCGCUCAAUGUCCACAAGGAGUCUCCCAGAGGAUGUAACCUGGUGACUCUGAGUGACACAACAGCACAGGCAGUUUUGCAGGAGGACGGAUCAAUCUACUGUCAGCCUGACACUCUGUUUGAAGGUAUGGAGCUGCCCGGGAUCAACUACAAAUUCAACGCUAAAAAGUACAGAUACUUCUAUGGCUCCAGGCUAGAGUGGUCUCCUCACCCCAACAAGAUCGCCAAGUUUGACAUCGUCACAAGGAAACACUUUGAAUGGGAGCAGGAAAACUGCUACCCUUCAGAGCCGGUGUUUGUCGCAUCUCCCGGAGCUGUGGAGGAAGAUGAUGGAGUUAUCCUGUCAUCCGUUAUUUCUUCAGAUCCCAGCAUUUCCCCGUUCAUGCUCGUCCUCAAUGCCAAAACGUUUGAGGAGCUCGCCCGAGCCUCCAUCCCCACCACCGUCCACAUAGACCUCCAUGGACUUUUCAUCCCCGCCGCUGACUCAUCAUAAUAUUUCAUCUUUUAAGUGAACAAUGAAAUCAAGGUUUUUUGAAACUUUUUAAGCUACAUUAGAAUUUAAAACAGUGGGCACAAAAGUAUAAAAGUACUCACUUUGCCUUUGGUGUUCUUAAAGCACUUUAAGAUUGAUUUAGGGGAAUAUUUAUAUUUAUAAAAAUGCAAAUGAAAAAAGUGAAGAAACAUUUUUUGUUUACAGUGAGAGCAGCAGUGUCUGAAAAUCUCAUUAUAGCUGUGCAGUUUCCACCUCAGCAGGGUGGAGAAAUUUUUGGUAUAUUAACAUUUUUCUUCAUUUCCAGAAAUAUAAUUUUGUAAAGUAAAAAUGUCAAUAAAUUAAAAAUAAAUACAGUACCAGUCAAAAGUUUGAACAUGGGUGAACCUUCGACUGGCACUGUAAAUAAAUAAAACAUUAGAAGACUACUCAAAUUUUAGACUGAAAUGAGUUUUCUCAUGCAAACAACAAACAUCUGUUCUCACAUUUACUACAUUUGCUGCCCUAAUUUAAAACCUAAUGAUCUGCAGGGUAUCAAGAGAAAUGUUAUGAUGUCCUGAAUGAACCAACAUGAUACUCAGCAGACCAGAAAUAUCACCUUGUGGUUUGAUGACCCCACCAACCAGUCAAGUUUACAUCCAUGUUUCCUUUUUGCUUAUUAAUGGUUGCUAUUCUUCCUCCAAAUCAAGAGUCUAUGGAUGGAUGGAGGAUUUUGUUUGCUGCACAGAUUUUU
Messenger RNA from Archocentrus centrarchus (flier cichlid), 2380 nucleotides. It is a transcript of the gene bco1l, whose product is annotated as beta-carotene oxygenase 1, like. The coding region runs from base 70 to 1650 and encodes 526 amino acids. The record is from RefSeq and is a predicted model, not a curated record. Gene Ontology annotation, biological process: retinal metabolic process; carotene catabolic process. Gene Ontology annotation, molecular function: carotenoid dioxygenase activity; beta-carotene 15,15'-dioxygenase activity. The transcript has 11 exons. Lineage: Eukaryota; Metazoa; Chordata; Actinopteri; Cichliformes; Cichlidae.